This is a messenger RNA of Syzygium oleosum, 2525 nucleotides long. Its product is annotated as zinc finger protein ZAT9-like. Lineage: Eukaryota; Viridiplantae; Streptophyta; Magnoliopsida; Myrtales; Myrtaceae. The record is from RefSeq and is a predicted model, not a curated record. The transcript has a single exon. Gene Ontology annotation, molecular function: DNA-binding transcription factor activity. The coding region runs from base 817 to 2394 and encodes 525 amino acids.
CCUUAUGCAGGUUCCGAACUGCGGUCGGUUCCGAUCCAAUCCAUGGCAAAAGACUCAGGCUAAAUCAAUGCCCGCCAUGCUGGGUUACAAGACACCCAGAUAAGCUUUCUUUUCUUGAUCCGCACAGGAGCCAAAAAUGAGAAAAAAAAGGAAGAGGGAGAGAGCACAAAAGACAGACUGAAAUAGGAUCUGAACUGUCAAAAUUGUAGUGAUAUUAGGAGGAGAAGCCGUGUUUUUCAGAAACCGAAACGAAGAGUUUCCAUUGCGGAGAAGGGUUUCCUAAAAGACUUACAAUUAAAGAUGUCAAUAAAGAUUUCAGCGUGACUGUGUAUCUGUUAUGUUUUUGGUAAUUUAAUGAAACACUGACCUCAAUGCUCUCCAAGAUUUUGAUCCUGAGAGAGAGAGAGAGAGAGAGAGAGAGAGAAAUUCUUGACCCAAUCCUUUUGGCAUUCUCAGUCUUCCCCUCUCAAGAACAUAUCAAGUCAAGAGCUGGUUUUUAUUCACUUCCCUUAUUCUGCUGAUUCUCUACUUAUGAUCUUUCUUCUUCCCUUGUUUUCAAACCCUGGUUAGUCACACUGCAUAACACCGUCUCUUUGAGUUCUUGCUGGAGUUGGUGGGCGAUUCUCAGCUCUCUCUCUUCUUCUCUCUUCUUCUCUCUUCAUCUUCUUGGCUCCCUUUUUUUGGCCGAAAACAGAAAAUAACCCCGUCCUCGCACAUCCCCUUCUUUUGGUUUCGUUUUCGUCCUAGGAGUGCGCUCGUGUUCUUCUUGCUGCUUCUUGAUUCUCUGUUCAUCCUGAAUUUUCUGAUCUUUCUCGCAUGGAUGGUCUGAGAGGAAGCCAGGAUCAGACAGAGCGAGUGCAGCUACCCCAUCAAGAUCGUAGGAAGAUGGCAGAACCCGAUCCUUUGGAAAGAUCGGAAUCCUGGAGCCAGAUGCCGAAAAAAGACCCGCUCUGGAUUAAGCUCAAGAUAUCUAAAACGGAGCAAGAGGGCGAGCCGAGCGAGCAGGAGGAGCCUCCUCCGGCAGCUGUCCGAGUUUGUGAAUUCUGCGGCAAGGAGUUCAUGAAUGGGAAGGCCCUUGGGGGCCACAUCAGGAUCCACAAUCAAGAGAAGAACAGGGCGAGCAGCUCGAAGAAAACAGGCGAGUCAAGGCAGAGAAAGCAGAAGGCCAAGUGUGAGAAGCAUGUCCCCGAGGAUCUUCCAGCUCUGGAGAAAGGAAGAGACUUUGAUUGUACAGAGAAAGACGAGGAGACACCAAGUUGCUACAUCUGUGACCGGAGCUUCCCUUCCAUGAAAUCAUUGUUCGGGCACAUGAGGUUCCAUCCUGAGAGGAACUGGAGAGGGGUUCAGCCUCCGGCCCAAGAAAAGGACGGAUCUUGCACAAGAGAAGUCGAAUCCGUGAACCAGAGGACCACAGAUCAAGACGCAGCUUGUUUGGAAGCAGGAAGUUCAGGAUGCUUUGUGAAUCUUUUGAAGGGCUUGCCGAGCUGGUCCAGGACUGAGAAAAGAGGAAGGAAAAGCUUGAUGGCCUCGGAACCUGAGGCUAUUCAUGGCCUCAUGAAGUUGGCAUGUGCUGCUUCUUAUGAAUCGGGCAUAUCUGAUGACCAAGUCAAUGAUGAGAGUCCACUGCGGAAGCGUAGGCUUGAUGAGGAAGAGCUUCCAGGGCCUAGAAACCAAAACCUAGAGCCAACAGAAAAUCGAAUCCAACAAUCAACUAAUGUUGAAGGCGAGGGCUCGUUCAAAGCAGUUUGCAAUCAGGACUAUGAGCUGGAAUAUGCAGACAGGUCUAGGAAAUACAGAAAAGGGGAGAGUUUCAGUCAUAAGUUGGAGAGCAACCCGAAAACAGAGGCUGACAAGAAGAUCAAGGUAAGUGGGAUGUGUGAAACUCGAGAUCUCAGCACUAACAAGGAAUUUGCAGUGAUGCCAGUUAAGGAGGACAAGGUAUUGACACAUCACAGGUUUAAAUGCAUGACCUGCAAUAAGACCUUCCCAACAUUCCAAGCGCUGGGUGGUCAUCGAUCCAGCCACAACAAAGAAAGGGGGGUUGUUCAGCCACCAGAAGCCUCUUUAUCCACCGGUGCUUCGGGUACCGAGAAGAAAAUCAUAUUGAGUCCCAAAAUUCAUGUGGCAGAAACCAACAAUUGCGCAACGAGCUUUGCGCAGGAGGAUGUCAUGACUCACAGGUGCGAGAUCUGCUGCAAGAAGUUCCCAACCGGUCAGGCACUUGGGGGACACAAGAGGUGCCACUGGGUCGGACAAACCGAGGGCCCCCCAUCAAGCGAAGUCGUGUCGCCAGGAGAUCAAGCUAGCCAGAGCGGUCCUAGAGCGCUAGCUUUUGAUCUUAACGAACCUCCUCCAACGGAUGAGGAAGAUGGCGUCAUCUCUGGAUUCAACUGAGCCUGAUCUACUGAGCUGGUUAUUGGCAUUUCCUUCUUUCCUAAUAAGUAAUUGCAGUAAAAUUGAUUCGAGUAGCCAUUGCUUAACUAUGUCUUCCGAAAUUCUUUAGUGCAAAUGCUUUGGUUGCUUGA